AUGAUAAAUCCUAAGGAACAGACUUCAAAAGAAGUCGAUGGAGCAAAAUAUUCAAGUCAUAAAUACAAAGAGCGAGGUCUUAAGAAGAAUAAACAAGAUACAAAUUAUGAAAAUUUCCUCGAUGGUCUCAAAAAGCUCCAGAUCAAUAUUCCGUUCAUUGAUGCGAUACUACAAAUUCCAAGCUACGCGAGAUUUUUAAAAGAGAUGUUGACAAAGAAAAGAAAGCUUCCAGAGUUUAAAACUGUGGCAUUAACUGAGAAAAGUAGUGCAAGAGUCAUGAGCAAAUUACCUCUUAAAUUGAAGGAUCCAAAGAGUGCUAGUAUCAAUCUAAUUUCGUAUUCUGUUUAUAGGAAAUUAGGACUAGGUAAAGUUAACUCAGCAUCAAUAACGCUACAACUAGCUGAUAAAACAAUCGUAUGGCCACAUGGAAAAGUUGAGGAUGUACUCGUAAAAGUAGGAAAUUUCAUAAUUUUUGUGGAUUUCAUUGUAUUGGAUAUACUAGGAGAUCGAGACAUUCCAGUUAUAUUGGGUCGACCAUUCUUAGCAACGGGACGAACCUUUUUUGAUAUGGAGAAGAGAGAACUAAUCUUGAGGAUGGAAAACAAGCAAGAGAUAUUCAAUAUUUGCACCCAAUAA
This is a messenger RNA of Olea europaea var. sylvestris, 636 nucleotides long. RefSeq lists its product as uncharacterized. Bases 1 to 636 code for a protein of 211 amino acids. Lineage: Eukaryota; Viridiplantae; Streptophyta; Magnoliopsida; Lamiales; Oleaceae. The record is from RefSeq and is a predicted model, not a curated record. The transcript is spliced from 4 exons.